AUGGAUCUUCUGUGCUGCGAGACGACCGAGACCGAAUGCCGGGCUUACGCGGAUCCGGCCCUCCUCGGCGACGACCGGGUUCUGCAGAAUCUCCUGCAGACCGAGGAACGCUACGCGCCCAGUAGCUCCUACUUCGAGUGCGUGCAGAGGGACAUCUCGCCGCUCAUGCGCAAGAUCGUCGCGGAAUGGAUGUUAGAGGUAUGCGAGGAGCAAAAGUGCCAGGACGAGGUCUUUCCGCUGUCGAUGAACUAUGUCGACAGAUUCCUGUCGAUCUGUCCGAUCAGAAAGUCGCAGUUGCAGCUACUCGGCACCGCCUGUCUCCUACUGGCGUCAAAGCUACGCGAGACGUCACCGCUUACGGCCGAAGUUCUGGUUUUCUAUACCGAUAAUUCCAUCACUUUCGACGAUCUAUGGAGGUGGGAGCAGCUGGUUGUCUCUAAGCUAAAAUGGGAACUGUCCGCGGUAACACCCGGCGAUUUUUUGAUGCACAUCCUCAAUAGAUUGCCAAUGCCGCGCACUUGGGACACCGUGAUGGUCCGGAGGCACGCGCAGACCUUCAUUGCUCUCAGCGCUCGAGAAUACAAGUUCUCCAUGUACACGCCGAGCAUGAUAGCGGCGGCGAGCGUCGCGGCGGCGUUACACGGACUGGACUGGACCGGGAAAAGCGGCUACGGGCUAGCCGGUCUUCUGGACGAGCUCACUCGCAUCACGGCUAUCGAACAGGAUUAUCUGCAAGGCUGCCUAGAGCAGAUAGAGGAGAUGAUCUCGCAGGCCGCCCACGUGAGCACCGAUAGCCCCGGUAGCGGAAGCGGACAUCAGACAAUGAGUACCAGUGUCACGAGCGCGUCGCAGAGGCCGCUGGGGGACCAAAACAAUACGAGUCAGGAGAAAAUACUGGAGCACGAGAAAGCGGGCACGCCGACCGACGUCAGGGACGUACAUUUUUGAAAACCGCAGUAGGGGGACACUCCGUAGGGGCUGACACACCGGUGAGUCUCACAGCCGAGGAGGAGAAAUUGCCCUCCAGCGAGGAGGACGACGACGAUGAUGGACAGCCGGCAAAGAAACGGAAAAUGAUUCUGGAAGAGCAACAGGACACGCCGGAAGAGAAACGUGAUGUGGAAGUAGCUGAUUGUCCUUCGAAGCGAAAAACUCCUCCCGAAGAAUCUCGAGAUUGAACCUGAUCGAUCGCUAAUCGCGCGUUUGAUUGAAAACUGGGCCAUGAAUUAUUAUUAUUACAAACCAAAAACAGGUAGGACGCAAUUUGAAGCAUGUAGGAUGCAUUUUGAAUUAAUAUGAAGUUUAUUUCGAUAUGUGAUUGACGGGACGUACUUAUGUAAGAGAGAAUUUUUAUGUUUCUUGGAUUUAUAUAUAUUUUGCGAGAUGUAGAUAUGUGCGUACAAUAUGUCCUAAAUGGACUAAAGAAAAAUUUUUAUUUUCUCAUAGUUAUUCAAAUAGACUGCAGUAGUCCACUCCAACGAAUAUAUCAAUUAUGAUACAUUUAUUUGACAUAUGCGUUCAUCAUCGUUGAUGUCAAAUUUUAAUAAUGCUUUAUUUUUCGAAAUCGCUUCAAGAUUCACGAACUGUGACAAAGAACAUGGUUGGUUCAUGGGUUUUAAAUCGAAAAAACCGUGAAAUUGCGGAAGACAAACGAAAAUAAACAAAGAGGCGAAUGAUUAAAGAUAUAUAUGCUCGAGAUGAUGCGAAAAAUAUUUGAUGACCACCGGGCGAUCCAUUUGUGUCUGAAUUUGCACUAUUCUAACGUGUGUCGUCCGUAAAACAUGGAAGAAAAGAAUAUAGAAAUCAGAAAGGCGUGCUGUUUGGGGGAAGGCAAUGCAAUACGCUUUACGCAUUUGUAAUUUUGUAAUAGGAAUGUAUAUAUAUUCUUAACUAAGUUAUAUAUAUAUACAUAUAACUUAACUUUUAGGUGACGAGAUAAGAAAUUACCGAGAAACACGAAAAAUACGACAACGUAAAUAGGAGGGAACUUGUCCUCCGCGUGAGCAUUAAAAAGAAAAAAAAUUUCACUUAGUCAUAUCCAGAGUCAUUUAACGUUUUUGUACAUAUAUAGUAUGCGUACGAAUAAAUAUAUAUAUUAUAUCGAAAAAAUAUCUAUAUAUAUACAGAUAUGUAAACUGAUAAAAGAGAGAGAUAAAAAGGAUGCGGUAUCAAGGGUCGUACAAAAUGAAUGCACGAUAAAAAGGAAAAGUGAGAGAUAACAAUCAGUAAAAAAGAGAUAUAAGACCAUGUUGCCUACGACAUUAAAUCAAAUGUUUAAUACACACAAUGAAAUAAUAUCUAAGAGUUUAAAAAAAAAAGUGUGAUUUACUUAAAAGAAAUAUAGAAAUUGCUUGGCAGUCCAAAUCGCCCAAGAUUGCUUUAUUUCUUUUAAUUUCUACUACUUCUAUGAGAUUUAUCACUCGAAAGAUGACUAAAUACACAUAUAGAAUAAUACGUUCGAAUAUUUCAAGAAUGAAUACAUGCAGAUAUUUUUAAGACGCAAAGGUAUUCGUUUCUUCGUAAAGAUACUAAUAAACCGAACCGUGUCUGUGAUCUACAAUGCGACAUAGAAUGUUGUCUCUCGCAGUUUUUUAUCGCGCGAUAUGAUCCAGUUGUUUUUAAUUUUGUAAAGUUUCAUACUACGACUAAGGUUUAUCCAAAUGAUGAGCGAUGCGAGUCUUUAUAUAUUCGAAAGAUUAUGGCGCGACCGUUCGCUUAUCCCGCUCGGUUCCUAAGAAGGGUUGUGCCAAUCCCUUCCACCCCUCCCCCUCCCCGCGUGCGCGUAAUGUAAUGCAAGCAUGAAAAGAGUGAUUCUCGCGAAGUGUAUGCGUGUACAGUUUAUUAUAGUCCAUGUGUGCGAAAGAGAUGAGAGUGAAGAUAAACAAAAGAGAAAGAAAGCGUUGGGAGAAGAAGAAUCGAACGAAAAACCAAAAAAAAAAGAAGAGAAAAAUUGACUUUCCCCCUCCUUUCGAAUGUCGUCGAUAUAUAAUAAUACGCGAGAUAUUAUAUUAUAUACAAUAUCUCAAGGACGUUCACAUAGAUGACUGUAUAUAUGUGUAGGUAGAUAGACAGUACGAUUAAAUAAGAUAACGCGUAGUAAAUUUAAGGGAAAAAACAUAAAAGCGAAGUGAAAAUACAACGAAUGGAAAAUAUUAAACGAUAUAUCGAGAAACGAGAGAACACGGUUUGAUGAUGAUCGUGUUUCGGAAGAAUUUCGUACAAAAUCACAAUGAAAGAAAAUCGAAAUCUGAUCGAUAGUUCCUUCGCUACGUCAAAUACGUAUUGUCUAGAAGAGUACUUUCACAUCUUUCAAGUGCUGUUGUAAAAAGAUAAUCUCGCUCAGAUGAACUAAUGUUUAACUUUCGAGCGUGUCUUAUGCGGGAUUAUUGUUAUAUGAUAGAUGGUCCUGAUCAUGUCAACAUUUUCUGUGAUUCUAGAUAGUAUCCGUGGUGACGUGGCGAAGCCAACGAUCGUCAUACGCGUGAUCGUCGGACGGAACUGAUAUCCAAAAAAAAAAAAAAAAAAAAAAAAAAAAA
This is a messenger RNA of Formica exsecta, 3536 nucleotides long. It is a transcript of the gene CycD, whose product is annotated as G1/S-specific cyclin-D2. Gene Ontology annotation, biological process: positive regulation of G1/S transition of mitotic cell cycle; regulation of cyclin-dependent protein serine/threonine kinase activity; mitotic cell cycle phase transition. Gene Ontology annotation, cellular component: nucleus; cytoplasm; cyclin-dependent protein kinase holoenzyme complex. The coding region runs from base 1 to 948 and encodes 315 amino acids. The transcript is spliced from 5 exons. The record is from RefSeq and is a predicted model, not a curated record. NCBI's taxonomy places the organism in Eukaryota, Metazoa, Arthropoda, Insecta, Hymenoptera, Formicidae. Gene Ontology annotation, molecular function: cyclin-dependent protein serine/threonine kinase regulator activity.